Messenger RNA from Caenorhabditis elegans, 1916 nucleotides. It is a transcript of the gene kin-9, whose product is annotated as Protein kinase domain-containing protein. The transcript is spliced from 11 exons. NCBI's taxonomy places the organism in Eukaryota, Metazoa, Nematoda, Chromadorea, Rhabditida, Rhabditidae. The record is from RefSeq and is marked reviewed. The coding region runs from base 34 to 1791 and encodes 585 amino acids. Gene Ontology annotation, molecular function: kinase activity; protein tyrosine kinase activity; protein kinase activity.
AGAAAUAGCUAUAAGAAGGAACUGUCCGCCCGGAUGACACAUCAAUGUUUAACAUAUCUCGCCUCCUCAGCCGCUCUUGUAUCCACAUUGGCUUUUCCGACGCCAGCCGUUGACGACUCUCACGAAGAUUGGUCGGCCUAUAAAUCAAGAAAAUAUUCAACGUGGACUCCAUCUCCACAACCGUCCACAAUGAAUGCAGGAACUCAGACUGAUUUCCGAACUGCAAGAAAUGAAAACGAUAACCAAAAUCAUAAUCUGAGUCCUUCAGACAUUAGGUACUUGGAAACGAUAACAAAUUUAUCGCAGCAAGCAUUGAAUAACGUGAAGAGUACCAUUGACACAAUAAAUGAAGUUGAACCACCGAUCACGUCACCGCCAAGAUCUCAAUAUCAAGCACCAUGGAACAACCAGCCUUAUCAACAGGGUUCCUGGGCAUCACAAUAUGCACCAUAUCCGACACUACCGCCUGAACAUCUUGUCUUCCAUCCCCACAAACCACCACAUCAUCAAGACGAUUCCCUUGAGAAGAAUCCUCCUCCACCACCUCACAAACCACGUCAUUUGCCAACAACACCAUUAUAUUACGAUCCAUACUAUGGAGGGGACAAACAUUCCAGUGAAGGAGGCGUAAAUGCAGUUGCAUUGGGUCUGGGCAUUGGUAUUCCACUCGGUAUAAUUGCGUUUGGUCUCGCACUUUUCAUAUUUUUCUGGUGUCGGAAGAGAAGGAGGCAGAAUAAGAAUCAGUUUCCGCUUCCGUUUCCAAAAAAGGUUAAUGAUUAUGAAACCCAGUUGGACAGCCCGGCAUAUUCAAUACACGACCCUUGGCUUCUGGAUAGAAAUAAUCUAGAAAUUAACUACUCGAAAAAACUUGGAAGUGGCGCAUUUUGUAAUGUCUUCAAAGGAAAAAUCAACGGAGAAGCCCCAGUUUCUCAGAUACAUCCCGGACAGCGAACACAGCUACUCCGGGAUUGCCCUGUUGCUGUGAAAAUGCUUCCAAGUUUUGCAGACGAUGCAGCUAGGUCUGAUUUCAUGCAAGAAAUAAACUUCAUGAAAUCACUCGCCUACCAUCCUCAUCUUGUGUCCAUGUUGGGAUUUGUAGCUGAUCGAAAAUCUCCGUACUUGCUGGUGGAGUUCUGUGAACACGGUGAUCUUUUGCACAUGAUACGUAAUAGAAGGCAGGAAAUUAUAAAUGGUCCUACUGAAAAUCCAGACGGCUUGAAAAUCAAGGACUUGUUGAUGUUUUCAUGGCAGAUUAGCAAUGGAUUGGAGUAUCUCAAUAACAUUGGAUGUAUCCAUCGGGACAUUGCUGCCCGUAACGUCUUAGUAGACUCAGCAAAUACGUGCAAAAUUGGAGAUUUUGGACUGUGUAGAUUAACCGAUUCACUUUUGUACACUGCCCGAGGAGGAAGACUUCCACUCAAAUGGAUGGCUCCUGAAUCAUUGGCAACUUAUGAGUACUCUUACAAAAGCGACGUAUGGUCUUAUGGUGUUCUUCUAUGGGAGCUAUUUUCUCUUGGAGAAGUUCCUUAUGGCGAAGUACAAACGACCGAACUUUUACAAACGCAUCGCUCAGGAAAACGGCUACUGAAACCUGAAUGGUGUCCAGAGGAAAUUUACGAUGUGAUGAGGCUAUGCUGGCAAGAACUCCCCGACGAUCGUCCGGCAUUCCAGCAAACAUGUGCGGUUCUUGCACAAAUGCUUGAAAAUGCAACGGAAAACUAUGGAUAUUUGAUACCAAAACAUUUUAAUAAUCAAACACGGGAUCCGUCGGAACAAUGCGAUAAUGUGUAACACUAUGAACAUAACCCAUAUUUUUUCUCAACGGGUCCGCACAACAUGUACGGAACAAUAGGUUCCCAAUCUUCUAAUAUCGGUAGACAAUUAUUAAUCUUUGCCUCAUAAUGAAAUGACUUAUU